GUGAAAAUCUUCAAUUGUUUCUCCCAGUCCUGCAUUUUGCGUUCUUGCUCCAGUCAGGUUCCUUGUAGAUCCCUUUCCCUUGUCUUCGCCAUGACGAAGCUCACUUUCAAGUCCAAGUAUAACUCCGAGACCGAGAAGUUUCAGGGCACUCUAGGCAUCUGGCUCGAGGACUUGAAGCUGAAGCUUUCACUGACGGACAAGACCUUGAGGAAUGUCGGAAGUAUCAAGGAGGACACGGAAAUCGCAGUGGAAAAGCCCGGCCAUUUCAUUCUCGAGCAUCACUUCCACAAGAAGCACACAAGGUUCCAAUUCCACGGGCACACCAAGGUGGCCGACAAGCCCGUGAAGCUGACAUUCGUCCACCACCACGGUCCCGGCGUGACGACGCUGGAAGCCAACGCUAAGCUGGGCGACCACAGCAGGGCGAUUGUGAAGCACAACUUCGCCAAGGAUGGCCCGAUGGUGCGACUGGAGCAGGACUACAAGGACACCACCUUAAAGCCGCUGUACGACUUCGGUGAGGGGAAGUGGGCCUUGGGCUUUCAGAUCAAGCAGAAGCUGAAAAAGGAUCACCUGGAGGUCUCUUACUGGCAUCACAGGGAGCGGGCUGAAGUCGAAUACCAUAAGCACAUUGAUGAUGAUGGCCCUUUCAAGGUCACUGCCGUCUUCCACUGCAAGCAUGGUGGCAGGCGCCCAGCAUUGCUGCUGGAGAAGGAAUGGAAGUUCUCAGUCUAAUUUCUUAUUGGUUGCUGGAGUUGAUUGGAUGCCAAGCAGCGUUUGCUUCAUGUAACUAAUGAUAGUGAACUUGUAUCACAUGCAACACCCCCCCAGCCCCCCAACCAGCCCCCCAACCAGCCCCCCAACCCCAGCCAGCCCCCCAACCAGCCCCCUUCCCUCUGUCCUAUAGAAGGCUUUAGAGUUGAUUAUUGCAAUGCUUUUAGUACUCCGCUAUUAUUUUCAGCGAGAUACUACGUGAAAGGUGUUUCAC
Molecule: messenger RNA, 988 nt
Organism: Closterium sp. NIES-67
Lineage: Eukaryota; Viridiplantae; Streptophyta; Zygnematophyceae; Desmidiales; Closteriaceae
Source: the annotation of a GenBank genome assembly